Messenger RNA from Hevea brasiliensis (rubber tree), 1127 nucleotides. Its product is annotated as succinate dehydrogenase subunit 5, mitochondrial. Bases 144 to 848 code for a protein of 234 amino acids. Gene Ontology annotation, cellular component: respiratory chain complex II (succinate dehydrogenase). Gene Ontology annotation, biological process: tricarboxylic acid cycle. The record is from RefSeq and is a predicted model, not a curated record. NCBI's taxonomy places the organism in Eukaryota, Viridiplantae, Streptophyta, Magnoliopsida, Malpighiales, Euphorbiaceae. The transcript is spliced from 4 exons.
UAUUAUUUUCUGACAUUUGCCAACUGAAUCUUUGCUCAAAUUGCAGUAACCUCACUGCAUUUUACUAUAUUAGCUUUCUAAUCUAAGAAGGCAGUAGUCGCUGCUUUUUAUUCAGCUAUUCUUCGAGGAAAUCAGAAAAAGAAAUGGAGAAGAUGGUGUUACUGAGAUCCAUAUGCCGCGCAGCCUGUUUUAGGUCUUCAUGUUUCGCCGCUGUUACCCACCACUUGGCUUCUCGAUCCCUCUUCACUCUCUCCUCGCCUUCCGUUGCUACCCCUUGCAAUCGCAUCGUUUCUGAUUUCAGAUCUUCUUUUACGAUGGGCAUUGGAGGCAGACGGUUUUUUAGUGAGGGCGUAACUCACAUGCCUGUCAUACAAGAUCCCGAAAUUCAAAAUGUUUUGAAGGACUUAAUGGCAGCAAGUUGGGACGAGCUUCCUGAUGCACUCAUCCAUGAUGUGAAGAAUGCCUUGUCUAAAAACACUGAUGAUAAAGCUGGCCAAGAAAUUUUGAAGAAUGUUUUCUGUGCAGCUGAAGCAGUUGAGGAAUUUGGUGGCAUGCUCAUUUCUAUGAAAAUGGAACUUGAUGACAGCAUUGGAUUGAGUGGCGAGGAUGUAAAGCCCUUAUCAGAUGAUUUUGUCAAUGCACUUCGUACAGUUUAUCAACGAUAUUCUGCCUAUUUGGAUGCAUUUGGACCUGAUGAGGGUUAUUUGCGGAAGAAAGUAGAGAUGGAGUUGGGAUCAAAGAUGAUAUACUUGAAGAUGAGAUGCAGUGGGCUUGGUUCAGAGUGGGGGAAGGUUACUGUUCUUGGCACUUCUGGACUUGCUGGUUCUUAUGUUGAGCAGAGAGCUUAGAGACACAUUUUGGGAAGGUUUUGAUGUAAUUGUGAACUUUGGAAUCUUGUUUUUGAAUAGUUGGAUGUCACUUGUAUUCUCUCUGGAAGAACUAUCUAGGGUGGAGCAGAUGGCCAUUGAAUAAGAGCUUAUUACUGUCAACAAUUUAAAACCAUAUUUUUCAUCCUGUUUGAGAAUUUCUUUUAUGUUUAUUUUGUGAUGGUUAAUAAUGUCUUGACUCUUGUCUUCUCCUAUACUGUAAGGUAUUACCAUAAUGAUAUGGUCAUGCAAAAUUUUGUA